AUGUCCGCGUCGCCGCAACCGGCGGGCGCGUGCGACGAGCGAGCCCGCACACCCAGAGCGUCGCCCUCUUCAACUCCCCGGUCCCCAGCUCCAGCUCAUGCCGUGCUUGCCACUAUGACACCUGUGCAGCCAGCACACGACUACUAUCCUCACAAAGUAGAAAUGGACUCUGACGACGGCUACCCGCCUGAAGCUCACUCUUAUCGCCAUUCUCCCCAUGGGCUGGCUGCGUAUGCACCCGAUAACAAAGUACCAGUUCAGCCGGACGUAUAUGACCAGGGAAUGGAGUCGAUAGACGAAAAGACUCCUAUAGAUCUCAUUUAUGAAGACGAUAAAGAGACAGUUAUAUAUACAACUACGCCAGAUCAGAAAAGAGUAGAAAUGAUCAGUGGUCAACUUGAAGAUGGACAGUUGGUUAGCGGCAGUGGACAGUUGGUAGAUGGAGGAGUGUCAGUCGUCGUAGGAGCUCCCGGACAAGGCACAGUUUUGGUGCUAGCAGAUGAAUUGGGACAAGUCAUCACGAUACCUAGGUCCAGUGUAACGGUUGUAGCACUAGGCACUAGGAGCGGCCUGUGUGGGUGGAGAGACGUGCUCACCUUGAACUUGCCGAGUCCAAGCCUCUCUCGCACCAUGCGAUCACAUUUCGAUGCUGCGUAUUCUACCAACUUCAAUUUAACUACUAAUUAUUGGGGUUCCAUUGUUCCAGUCCAGUCUUAA
Pieris macdunnoughi is the source of this 717-nucleotide messenger RNA. The record is from the annotation of a GenBank genome assembly. Lineage: Eukaryota; Metazoa; Arthropoda; Insecta; Lepidoptera; Pieridae.